This is a messenger RNA of Rhinolophus ferrumequinum (greater horseshoe bat), 4171 nucleotides long. It is a transcript of the gene TXNRD1, whose product is annotated as thioredoxin reductase 1. The coding region runs from base 66 to 1814 and encodes 582 amino acids. The transcript is spliced from 14 exons. Lineage: Eukaryota; Metazoa; Chordata; Mammalia; Chiroptera; Rhinolophidae. Gene Ontology annotation, molecular function: glutathione-disulfide reductase (NADPH) activity; thioredoxin-disulfide reductase (NADPH) activity; flavin adenine dinucleotide binding. Gene Ontology annotation, biological process: cell redox homeostasis; glutathione metabolic process; cellular response to oxidative stress. Gene Ontology annotation, cellular component: mitochondrion; cytosol. The record is from RefSeq and is a predicted model, not a curated record.
UUGAUGAAUACUGGCUCUGUUUACCAGCCUCUCAUGUUAGACCUUUUGUACAGACGGUCAGGGUGAUGCAGUCUUGUCCCCACUGUUGCUGGUUUCCAGGUGCUCUCCCUUCAGUCCCCGAGCCAUCACGUGUACCUGCCUUGCUGCCAAGGGGCAGCCACAGUGCCGCGCCGCCUGCUCCACCUUCCUCCUCUGCACCCCCUUCCACAUCCCAAGCGUCCUAUUCUGCUGACCCUAGGCUCCGCCUUUCAUCCCCUACAUCUGAUGAUAGGCAGGAGAAAAAGGCUUUGCAAGAAGGCAGACUUCAAAAGCUACUAAAAAUGAAUGGCUCUGAAGAUUUUCCCGAGUCCUACGACUAUGACCUCAUCAUCAUCGGAGGGGGCUCAGGAGGACUGGCAGCUGCCAAGGAGGCAGCCAAGUAUAACAAAAAGGUGAUGGUCCUGGAUUUUGUCACUCCAACCCCUCUUGGAACUACAUGGGGUCUCGGAGGAACAUGUGUGAAUGUGGGUUGCAUACCGAAGAAGCUGAUGCACCAAGCAGCUUUGUUAGGACAAGCCCUGCAAGACUCCCGAAACUAUGGCUGGGCUGUCGCGGAGACGGUUAAACAUGACUGGGCAAAAAUGACAGAAGCUGUGCAGAAUCACAUUGGCUCACUGAACUGGGGCUACCGGGUGGCUCUGCGGGAGAAGAAAGUCACCUAUGAGAACGCAUAUGGGCAGUUUGUUGGUCCUCAUAGGAUUAAGGCAACAAAUAACAAAGGCAAAGAAAAAAUUUACUCAGCAGAGAGAUUUCUCAUUGCUACUGGCGAAAGGCCUCGUUACUUGGGCAUCCCUGGUGACAAAGAAUACUGCAUCAGCAGUGAUGAUCUUUUCUCCUUACCUUAUUGCCCGGGGAAGACCCUGGUAGUCGGCGCAUCCUAUGUGGCUUUGGAAUGUGCUGGCUUUCUUGCUGGCAUUGGUUUGGAUGUCACCGUUAUGGUGCGGUCCAUUCUUCUUAGAGGAUUUGACCAGGACAUGGCCAACAAAAUUGGUGAACAUAUGGAAGAACAUGGUAUCAAGUUUAUAAAACAGUUUGUACCAAUAAAAGUUGAACAGAUUGAAGCAGGGACACCAGGCCGACUCAGGGUGGUAGCUAAAUCCACCAAUGGUGACGAAAUCAUCGAAGGAGAGUACAAUACGGUAUUGCUGGCAAUAGGAAGAGAUGCUUGCACCAGAAAAAUUGGUUUAGAAACCGUGGGAGUAAAGAUAAAUGAAAAGACUGGAAAAAUACCUGUCACAGAUGAAGAACAGACCAACGUGCCUUACAUUUAUGCCAUUGGCGAUAUUCUGGAAGGGAAGCUGGAGCUCACCCCAGUAGCAAUCCAGGCAGGAAGGCUGCUGGCUCAGAGGCUUUAUGGUGGCUCCACUGUCAAGUGUGACUAUGAAAAUGUUCCAACAACUGUAUUUACUCCUUUGGAAUAUGGUGCCUGUGGUCUUUCUGAAGAGAAAGCUGUGGAGAAAUUUGGGGAAGAAAAUAUUGAGGUUUACCAUAGUUACUUUUGGCCAUUGGAAUGGACGGUUCCAUCAAGAGACAGCAACAAAUGCUACGCAAAAAUAGUCUGUCAUAUGAAAGACAAUGAACGCGUUGUGGGCUUCCACAUACUGGGUCCAAAUGCUGGAGAAGUUACACAGGGCUUUGCAGCCGCGCUCAAGUGCGGACUGACGAAGCAGCAGCUGGACAGCACCAUUGGAAUCCAUCCCGUCUGUGCAGAGGUAUUCACCACUCUGUCAGUGACCAAGCGCUCUGGGGCAAGCAUCCUGCAGGCCGGCUGCUGAGGUUAAGCCCCAGUGUGGAUGCUGUUGGCAAGAUUCCAAACCACUGCCGUGUUUCCUCGCCCAAAUCCAAGGCGGAGCUUUCCAGAAGGUUCUUGGGCUUUGACCUGUGUGUCCUGUGCGUACAGCACGCCAGGUCCCCUCGGAUCUCAUGGGUGGGAGGCGGUGAUUGGAAGGCAGACAGCAUCACACUGGGGUCACCAUGACGGACUCCAAACUGACCUUUGGCAUUGCAUCGAAGGAUGCGUCCAUGAAGUCACUGGCCUCAAGCCACGUGGUGGGCCGUGAUGGAACAACUGUCGAAGCAGUUUUCGCAUGACUUUUCCUUUGUGCGUUUUCUUAUUUUCAUUGUCAAGCUUUCUCAUGUUGAUUAUGUUUUCUCCUCUUUUCUCCAAGGAGUUAAUGAUACUCGAGAUGAAAAAUGUUAAUUAACACUUGAUUUUUGUCCGAAACCAAGUCAUGGCUCGAGGAUGCACAGGAGGUGCCUUCUCGCUCCUGACGUGAUUUAGCUCACUGUGAGGCGAAUAGGCUUGUCCCAUGAAAGAGAACUAGCCUGGGAUGCAACUGUAUUGUUGUACUCAACUGGCUGGUCCAGCAGUGUCUCCCUGCUACUAAGUUACAUGUUCCAAACAAGUAAAUUUGUGAUUCACUCUGGCCAAAUUCGCCCCCAGGUGCUACAUCACUAAUUGCUAUUAUUUUUAGUUCUGUUUAGGAAAGGAAAUGGCUUCUUGGCCAGCCUGUUUGAACUAAUAUUCAAUUGCAUGGAACUUGGUAGUCUGGUAUGAUUUCCACUGUUAGUCAUCGUAGAGGCAGGUAUACACCUUAGAUGGGGAAAACAAGUGAAUGUCUUUAUUUAGUUUAUUGUACGCUGAUUGAUUUAAGUGAGCUAAAACACUUAACACUUGUUUAAGACUUUUUUGGUAGUGUUAGUAGCUUCAUGCUAAAAACAAAAUAUCACGGCUUUAUUUUUCGUGUGUGUUACGUAUCUGUGCCUUCCUAAGAACUACAUUUAUAGGAAAAAUAGGUCUUUACACACUUACGAUUUAACUCUCUUGUGGUAAUUGCUUUUUUUAAGGAAGCUGUUAAUAUUGUAAGUUAUUAUUAUUAUUUUUGAAUACAGGUGGAUGUGAAGGAUUUUCAUUUAAAAACCACAUGGUUUUGGUUUCUUCUGUUGAAUGAAUGACUGUACCUGGUGGGAUUUUGGCAGAAGCGUUCAUGCUUCGUUUGCAUCCCGUUUGCAUCCCAGUUAUUUCAAAGAGGUAAUACUCUGCAGUUACAGAUUUCUGUGUAAAUGUCCUGACGAAGGGUUAUAUUUAGGCCAUCUUCUCACUAUAUAAGUUGGAUUUUAAACAUGUGCUGUGGACAUCAGGCCUCCCACCAGCGGUUCUUGUAGCUGCUUUUCAUUUCCUCCCCUCUGCUUGUAUUCUCAGCGACAACAUCAGGUGGUUGACUCAGAGUACAUAUCUUGGUCACCUCAGGGAAUUCACACGUCUGCUGGCAUUCAGUCAGCAGAGCACCUAACCCUGUCCCCCAGGGCUCUGCCUCACGCCCUCAUCCCAUCUGGUUAUAUGGCAAAAAUGAGCAAAGGGAAAAAAGGAGAAGGAGACCGAAGCAGCUGACUGUGUUGAGUUUUAUUUAUUUUUUAAAUCUGUUUUGUCUUGGAGUCUGCCAAUCUCUGAAGUUAGAACAGUAGGCAGCGUGAGAUAGUCGUGCCUAAUCAUGUGGCUCUCUCUGCUUAGUGAAAUAGAAGGUCCUACCCCCCCCAAGAAGGAUCGUAUUUUAAAGACUUACCUUGUUUAGAUUCUGUAAUUGUCCAAUGUAUCGAAAUUCAUAGUGUGUUCCCGGUAUUUUUGUUAUAAAUCUCCUACGAAAAAACCCCACAAUGUUAACCAUUAAAAGGUAUUGCUGCCCACCCUGUGUGCCUUCUUGUGGAAUGUGGUCUUGGGAGUCUGUGCGUGCUUUUGUAGGAGGGUCCUGAGAACCAGCUGCCAAGGAAGCGGCAAUGACACUGGGCUCUCAGGUCGGCAUGCUGACGUCCCAUUUCAGUGGCGUUGGCUUUUCAAAUUCCAUUGGUCCUGACUGGACCUGUCAGCCUUGAUCCUUAGGGCGGCAAAACCACCCCACUCCAGCUCACGCUGCGUCCCAGCACUUCGUAUACCCUUGGCUGCCUCUCUCUGGGAUUGAGUAAAGAGACAAGAAACGAAGUUAUGGGACUCUCCUAUGUCCAAGGCACAGUGGAUACAAAGUGAAUAAACACUGUGAUGGUUAAAUUAGGUGUCAAUGACUGCAUUAUGGGGUGCCCAGAUAUUUGACUAAAUGUUAUUUCUGUGUGUCUGUGCGAGUGUUUCUGAGUGAAAUUA